AUGCCGGGGGUAGCAACAGCAAACAGCACAACCUCAGGUCCCUUUGUUCUCCCCGCACCCACUGCGGGAAACCCCGCCGGAGCCCACGGAAAAAAACCCGCUGUUGACGGAACUAGCACGCUUUCAGUGGGUCCCUACAUCACAAUGGUGGAAGUGCAGGCCUUGCUGACACGGCAGAAAGCCCUUCUUACCAAAGAAAAGGCAAAGAUGAUUAUGCCCUCACUUCCAAACCCGGACAUCCGGCCCCCGUACCCUGUCACAAUCCUAUUAUUGCCCUAUCCGGAAGGGUACACUCCACCAAAGUUUGUAAAAUUCGAUGGUAAGGAAGGCAGCGCACAGGAACAUGUGGUUCGUUUCAUUGAGUCCCUUAGGGCCCAUGCAUUGGAUACCAACUUGCGUCUCCGUGAGUUCUCAAAGUCUCUCACCUCCCGCGCGUACAUGUGGUACGUCAACUUGGAGCCCUAUUCGAUAGCCACUUGGGAAGAAAUGGUGAACAACUUCUACGCCAAAUUUUUCCAAGUCCUCGAGAAGGUGACCGUGAUAAGUCUUACAAAGGAAAUUCAAACGGGCGGAGAAGAUGUAGUCAAUUACAUUAAGCGAUUUCAGGAUUACGCGGUUGAUUGUACUGAGUCAGUCAAGAAAAUGCAGCUUGUCGAAAUCUGCAUUGGUGGAAUGAUGGAUGAGUGUAAGAUGUUACUUGUAAACUUGAAGUUGGGAACUUUCUCUGCUCUCUUAGAAUCCGCGUACAACAUCCGCCACGUGGUCAAGCCGGCUAGGAAGGAAAGCUAG
Messenger RNA from Rhododendron vialii, 789 nucleotides. RefSeq lists its product as uncharacterized. The transcript is spliced from 2 exons. The coding region runs from base 1 to 789 and encodes 262 amino acids. The record is from RefSeq and is a predicted model, not a curated record. Lineage: Eukaryota; Viridiplantae; Streptophyta; Magnoliopsida; Ericales; Ericaceae.